Fusarium musae is the source of this 744-nucleotide messenger RNA. RefSeq lists its product as uncharacterized. The transcript is spliced from 2 exons. Gene Ontology annotation, molecular function: hydrolase activity. The coding region runs from base 1 to 744 and encodes 247 amino acids. NCBI's taxonomy places the organism in Eukaryota, Fungi, Ascomycota, Sordariomycetes, Hypocreales, Nectriaceae. The record is from RefSeq and is a predicted model, not a curated record.
AUGAGAUUCUGUUUUGCCGGUCUGGCACUCGCCGUCAUUGGCUCUGUUCAGUCAAGCCCGGUUGCCCGAGCAGUCAAACCGCCGCAUUUCUUCCUCAUCGGUGACUCGACUGUCGCUGUAGACGGUGGCUGGGGCAACGGUUUCUUAUCAUACCUCAAUGCCCCAGCUAAAGGCGAUAAUCGAGGUGUCAGUGGCUCUACUACUGUAUCUUGGAAGUCCAAUGGUCGUUGGGACACUCUCAUCAAAGACGUCAGUGGAGCGAAGGCCGAAUUUGAGCCUGUUGUGACGAUUCAAUUUGGCCACAAUGAUCAGAAGGUCAUGCAAUUGGAUGAGUUCCAUGCCAACCUAGUCGACAUUGGUAACCAGAUCAAAGCAGCUGGCGGAACACCGAUCUUUGUCACUUCACUCACACGCCGUACGUUCCAAAACGGCGAGGUCGUCCAGAACCUCAAGGAGUGGGCUGCCGAGACUAUCGCCGCUGCUGGAGAUGUCGGCGCCCAAUAUCUGGAACUCAACAAAGCUAGCACAGAUUAUGUCAACGCUAUCGGAAAUGAGGAUUCACAGCGUUAUAACUGGGGAGAAGGUGAUAGGACGCAUCUGAACCCAGCUGGAGAAAUUGUCUUUGGAAGAAUGGUAGCAGACCUGUUACUGGAAGCGCGUGAGGACUUUUCGUCUUAUUUUACACCCAACAAGGCGCUUAGUGAUAAGAUUGCGAAGGGAGAGUUUGCUACUGGGGACGAGUAG